Messenger RNA from Ziziphus jujuba (common jujube), 1096 nucleotides. RefSeq names its product calcium-binding protein CBP. NCBI's taxonomy places the organism in Eukaryota, Viridiplantae, Streptophyta, Magnoliopsida, Rosales, Rhamnaceae. Gene Ontology annotation, molecular function: calcium ion binding. The transcript has 5 exons. Bases 140 to 946 code for a protein of 268 amino acids. The record is from RefSeq and is a predicted model, not a curated record.
AAUAAGAGUCAGAUUCUGAACGCUGAAAGGUGCACGACAGUAUUACAAUAAAUAGAUAAAUAUCUCAAUCUUAAUCUCAACCUCCGCUAUAAACAAAUACCUAAAGGCAAACACCAAACUCGAGCAAAUUCGACUAAAUAUGUCUGGAUACCCACAGCCUCCUCCCGGCUACGGCUACGGCCAGCCGCCGCCAACCACAGCCCAACCGUACGGCGCCUCACCAUACGGUGCGCCGCCAGCGCCAUCACAGCACCAGCACCAGCACCAGCACCAACCAGGUUACGGGUCUCCUUACGCUGCGCCCUCCGCACCGUACGCACCGUCAAAGCCACCAAAGGAGAGUCAGCAGCCCCACGGAAGCGCAUACCCUCCGGCGCCAGGGUACGGAAAUCCCUUCGCUUCUCUGGUGCCUACGACUUUUCCUCCUGGAACGGAUCCGACCGUGGUCGCUUGCUUUCAGGUGGCGGACCAGGAUGGGAGUGGCUUAAUCGAUGACAAGGAGUUGCAAGGCGCUCUUUCUUCUUAUAAUCAGGUCUUCAGUCUCAGGACCGUUCGUCUUCUCAUGUAUCACUUCACCAAUACCAGCACCAGGAAGAUCGGUCCUAAGGAGUUCACUGCGUUAUUCUACAGCCUUCAGAGUUGGAGGGCAAUAUUCGAGAGAUUUGACCGUGACAGGAGCGGCAGAAUCGAUGCCAACGAGCUGAGAGAGGCACUGUUGAGCUUGGGAUUUGCAGUGUCACCGGUGGUUUUGGAUUUGCUGGUGUCCAAGUUCGACAAGACAGGAGGCAAAAGCAAGGCCAUCGAAUAUGAUAAUUUCAUCGAGUGCUGUCUCACUGUUAAGGGAUUGACAGAGAAAUUUAAGGAGAAGGACACCAAGUUAUCUGGGUCUGCAACUUUCACAUACGAGUCUUUUAUGCUCACUGUCCUCCCAUUCCUGAUUGCUUAGGUGUUUUGUUUUGUUGCGUUUUUUAUGCUUUUCUUUGGGUUUUUUUUCUUCCCCCCAUGUAUGUAAUGUUUAGGAUAUCCUUAAUUUGUGGCAUGUACGUAACAGCUUUCGUAUGGUUAUUUAUUGGUUUUAAACUAUCUAAUUAUUGUA